GUGGCGGUAAAAAAUUAAAUUAUUCGCCGAAUAAAGCGGAAAUGACGACUUGCAACUUGCCCUGCACGUGUAGCACUUCACGUUGGUACGAUCGACAUUAGUCCAAGAUGAAACGACCAAAGCUAAAGAAAGCGAGUAAGAGAUUGUCAUGUUCUAAACGGUAUAAAAUCCAAAAGAAGGUCAAAGAGCACAACAGAAAGUUAAGAAAAGAAGCCAAGAAGAAAGGAGUGAAGAAUCGACCCAAGAAAGAUCCAGGAGUGCCGAAUAGUGCUCCGUUUAAAGAGGAGGUGUUACGAGAGGCCGAGCAGAGGAGACUGCAGAUUGAGGAGCAAAAAGAGAAACAAAAGCAAGCAGCAAAAGAAGAACGUGCCAAAAAACGAAAACAGGAAAAGGAGUCUGGAAGUAAAGAAAAAGAACCCCAAGCCAAAAAAGCACGAGAGGAUAACAACAUCCAGAAAAAACAUCCAGAAAAAAAGAAUGCUGAACUAAGGAACUCUAAAAGGUUUCAGUGUGCUGAGCUAAACAAGGUCAUUGAUGCAUCUGAUGUGGUAAUCGAAGUGCUAGAUGCUCGUGAUCCACUGGGCUGCAGAUGUCCACAGCUGGAGGAGAUGGUGCUGCAGAAGGAGGGCAACAAGAAGCUUAUUUUUGUUUUAAACAAAAUCGAUUUGGUACCAAAAGCAAAUGUGGAUAAAUGGAUGCAGAAGUUACAGCAGGAGUUUCCGGUUGUGGCGUUCAAAGCAUCAGUUUCAAAAGCGCAAGCGAAGAAGAACAGGAUCAAGGCCUCCAAAGAAAUCUAUGACAAUUCCAGUGGAGCCGCCUGCUUUGGAAACUCUGUUCUCACUGAGCUGCUCACACGUUACGCCGCAAGCAAGGGGGGCGACUCUCGUCUUCGAGUGGGCGUAGUUGGUUUUCCCAAUGUGGGUAAGAGCAGCCUGAUCAAUAAUCUGAAAGAAAGUACUGCCUGCAUUGCUGGUGUGAAAAGAGGCAUCACAAAAUCCUUGCAGGAGGUGAAAAUCUCGGAGAAUGUCAAUCUGUUGGAUAGUCCGGGAAUCCUGGCGUGUCCGUCCAAUCCGGCAGCCGCCAUGGCUCUGAGGAGCUUGCAAGUGGAGGAGGGCCAGGAGAGCACGCAGGAGGCUGUCAGGGUUCUGCUCAAACAGUGCAACCAGACUCAGGUCAUACUACAGUUCAAUAUUGCAAACUAUAGAAACGUUGCAGAGUUUCUAACCUUGUUGGCCAAAAAGCGGGGCUUCUUGCAAAAGGGCGGAGUUCUCAAUACAGCGCAGGCCGCUUCAGCGUUUCUGGAAGAUUGGUCUGGAGCCAAGCUGAGCUACCACUGCAAACCCACAGACAAACAGGCCACCCCUGCCUACGUGACGGACGCCGUCAUCGCGGACAUGUGGAGCAUCCUGGAUCGCGCACAACUGCAAACGGGCAAUGAGAAUACGCUGAGAAGUAUAAAAUUUCCAACCCCGGCCAACAGUAUCAGCUUUACGUCUAGCGGUCCCACGAGGGGUCUUCUGGUGGUCAGUGACAUCCCUGUAGAAAAAGCCAGUGUUAGACCUGUAGAGGAGCUGGUUGUGGAGGCAGAGAACAAUAACGAGUCUGAACAAAUAGCGGUUGAGACAAAGGCAGAUGAACCAGAGAAAGUUUUAUCUGAAGAAAAAACAAAACAUGUCCAGUUCAAGCCGGUGGCCGUUGACAACGGCUCCUCCACAGUGAAAACAGAUGAUGAUGAUGCCUAUGACUUCAACACUUAUUUUAAAUGAACUUUCCCAGUCAAUUUUUUGGCUGGUGUGACGGAUGGAAAAAUAUGGAUGAAACCUUUCCAAGGGGUCUGGAAUGAACCACCUGUCCCAUACGUCAGUGAAGGCGGACAUCCUGCCCCAUGGCUUAUAGUGUCCAUUCCAGUGAAGGAGUUUAGCUGCUUUGACAAACUGCGGCGAAUAGCGGUUUCCAGCACCGGUAGUACCUUCAAGAAAAGUCACAGUUGGAAUAUACUGUAUCAAUGAUAUGCAUUAUUAUUUUUAUAAAAGGUAUCUUGCCACAUUUUCAUAAUUUCCAGCUAAAACAAGUAAUCAAAAUGUC
Molecule: messenger RNA, 2085 nt
Organism: Syngnathus acus (greater pipefish)
Lineage: Eukaryota; Metazoa; Chordata; Actinopteri; Syngnathiformes; Syngnathidae
Gene: gnl3
Product: guanine nucleotide binding protein-like 3 (nucleolar)
Exons: 16
Coding region: 108-1766 (552 amino acids)
Cellular component (GO): nucleolus
Molecular function (GO): GTP binding
Source: RefSeq, a predicted model, not a curated record